AUGACAAACUCGUUGGUCAUUGUAUUAAGUUUGAUUGUAUUGAUUUCUAUUACCAGUGUUCGUGGUCAAUGUCCUGAUUGUUUACGUGGUCAAGGUUGCUGUAUGGGUCAUAUGCGUAGUGAAUGGUAUUGUUGUGUUGGUCAGUCUGUGACUUUAAAUAAUCAACAAACAACACCAUGGAAUUUCAAUUUACAAAUAAAUUAUGAUGUUUAUAUAUGGGAUUGUAGUCCAUCAAAUAUGGAUCCAUCGCAAAAAUAUACCAAUGUUUCAUGUAUUUUAGAUGGUCGUUGGUCAUUAAAUCAUUUAACUUUUCAAUUAAGAUCUAUACCAUCCAGUAAAUUGAAAAUAAUUAUUGGUGAAUAUACAAUGAAAAAUAAUCAAAGAGAAAAAAUUGCUUUUCAAGCUGAUUCUCAAUGGACUUUGACACUACCAGUUGAUGGAAAUCAACAACCUGGUAUUUAUGAUAAAAUUCAAUUCAAUUAUGCUGGUUUCAAUUAUACGUAUUAUUUUGGAUAUGGUUCAUAUCCACAUUGUCCUCGAUGUUAA
This is a messenger RNA of Rotaria sordida, 546 nucleotides long. The record is from the annotation of a GenBank genome assembly. Lineage: Eukaryota; Metazoa; Rotifera; Eurotatoria; Philodinida; Philodinidae.